CAAUGUCCAAAAACCCUAAUUUUGACUAAUUGGGUUUUUGAACUUUGAAACUCUCUUCAAAUUCCAGAUUUCAUCUCUUUGAUUAGUUUUUAAGCAAAGAAAAAGAACCUAUUUUUAUUCACCGAAGAUGUUGCAUAUAAGGUUCAUAGAUAUAAUACUUUGGGUUUUCUUAGUUUCAUAUACCCUCAAGAACUCCUCAAUGCAUUCUCAUCAAGGUGAUGAAAGUAAAGAAUAUGUUGUAUCUGUUCGAAAGGAAUUUGAUGAGGGUUUUAGAGAAAGGAAAAUGGGAGGACAUGAAGUAGGUGUGGAUUCAAAGAAUUCAGGUGCAAAUUACAGCUAUGAUGGCAAAUGUAAAACAUGGGAUCAUGAAACUAAGGUUGAAAGAGAUGAUUUUGUAGCUCUUGGUGAUGAUUAUGGUGGCCCUAAACGUCACCCUCCUGAGCAUAACUGAGUAAAAAAAAAAAAUUAAAGGCAUGCAAAUGCAGCACUUAGAUCCUUUUUUUUCUUUGUAUGUUUAUAAGCUGGGUAAAUUUUAGGGACAUUAAGAUAUUGUGUGAAUAUCUAAUGACAUGUAUGGAAAGAAAAAAAUUUGUUCUUAUAAAAAGGGAUGUUUUUGGUGCUUGAAAUGGUUUGAGAAAUGAAUACGACUUUCGUCUAGUACUUACA
Molecule: messenger RNA, 666 nt
Organism: Gossypium arboreum
Lineage: Eukaryota; Viridiplantae; Streptophyta; Magnoliopsida; Malvales; Malvaceae
Exons: 3
Coding region: 128-451 (107 amino acids)
Biological process (GO): regulation of root meristem growth
Molecular function (GO): growth factor activity
Source: RefSeq, a predicted model, not a curated record